Messenger RNA from Zasmidium cellare ATCC 36951, 1602 nucleotides. Its product is annotated as glycoside hydrolase family 79 protein. The record is from RefSeq and is a predicted model, not a curated record. The transcript has 2 exons. The coding region runs from base 1 to 1602 and encodes 533 amino acids. NCBI's taxonomy places the organism in Eukaryota, Fungi, Ascomycota, Dothideomycetes, Mycosphaerellales, Mycosphaerellaceae.
AUGCCCCUCUCAAUCCCCCAAACACCACCCAUCGGCGCCUCCAUCUCCCACUCCCCCUCCUACACCUCCUUCUCCUUCGAACCCGCCUUCUGGGUCGAAUUCUUCGGCAACGCCACCACCCCCAACACCUUCACCUUCGCCGCGCUCAACACCCUUGUCCAACACGGCCUGCGCCCGCGGAUCCGUCCCGGUGGAAUUACAAUGGACAGCAUGAUUUUCUCUGCCGACGCUGGGAACCCCGUGCGGACGACGAACGCGAACGGAGGCGUGUAUCGUACGACCGUAGGACCGGCGUAUUAUGAGAGCUGGUCGAAUUUCCCCAAUGGAACGGAAUUUGUCUCGACGCUGAAUUUCGGGAACGAUAGUCUGGAUAUCGCGAGGGGGUUGACGGUGGCGUCCGUGGAGUAUCAGGGGGAGCAUAUUAAGUUCUUUGAGUUGGGGAAUGAGCCGACGAAUUAUGAUCCGGAGCGGUGGGGGAAUUCGACGCAGAACUACAUUUCCCAAUGGCAGAACUGGACGGCGGAAAUCGAUGCGGCGACGAAGAAUGCUAGUUAUGGGAACUGGUGGGCUUCGUCUGCGACGACGGAUGCGACGCCCCUGCAUGUCCGACCUGCAGACUUGAUUCCCCUUGGAAUCGACUCUGGCAACGAAGUAGCCCAAUAUAGCAUCCACUCCUACGCCUUCGCGACCUGCGAUCCUGCCCGCGCCGCCCUCGCCACGACGCAGAACAUCCUCAACCACACCGGCCUCGUCGAGUACGCCGACACGGAAAUCUACCCCUCCGCCAAAGCCGCCCUCGACGCCGGGAGCGAAUGGAUCAUCGGCGAGUUCAACUCGAUAGCCUGCAGCGGGAACCCCAACGUCAGCGACACCUUCGCGCAGGCGCUCUGGGAAAUCGACACGGAACUCAUCUACGCCGUGCGCAACGCCAGCGCGACGUACCUCCACCAAGGCGCCACGUUGGUCUUCCAGUCGAACCAGCAGACCAACUCGGCGGGUGAUGAUGGCAGUCCCGGGUUCUCGACGUACGAUAUGCUCUACCCCAUCACGACGUCCAAACGCGGCGCGCAGAGAACACUGCCAGGUUUCUCCGGCUUGCUCUUCCUCGCUGAAGCCUUCGCCGUCGAAGGGACACGCAUCGCCGCUUUGGAAACACCAGCGGGAUUGAGUUCAGACCACUUCUCCGCCUACGCAUUCUACCACAACGAUCGCCUGACGAAACUCGCUGUCCUGAACCUCACACCUUACUACGCCAACUCGACCUCAGACUUCACGGCAUCCUUCGACAUCGCCCAGCUCGGCGCCCAAACGUACCCUCGCCACUUCCCGGGCCAUCCACAAAACUCACAGGCGACUAUCAAACGCCUCACAGCCCUGCACGUCGAUGAGAAGGACUCGGCGAAAGUCACCUGGGCGGGACAAUCGUUCAACGGGGGAGUCGCGGCUGGGGAUGUGGCGACUGAGAGGGUCGGUGCGGAUGGGGUUGUUAGUGUGAGGGGGAGUGAGGCCGUGCUCGUCUUCUUUGAUGAUGAUGAGGGAGGGAAGCAAUGGGGUGGUCCUGGUGGCGUUCGUUCCCCUUCCCAUUUCUAUACGUACGUUUGA